GGGAAGUUGGGUGGACAGGGUUGGGGAGCAGAGGCUACAUUUAUAUGCAUGGUCUGAGUCAGGCUCCUGCACAGCCAUGGAGGCCUCCGGGUACAGCAAGUGGAGCAGUGGGCCUGAGGAGGUCUCCAGAGGGCCCUGGGGACUCUGGGAGCGCUGGGGUUGGAGACCCCUCUUCAUAGCCAUAGCCCUGGUGGUCGCUGUUGUUCUGUGGGCCCUUGUUCUAAGCAUCUUAUUCUCCAAGGCCUCCACGGAGCGUCAGGCGCUGCUCGGCGGCCAAGACCUACUGAGGACAAAUGCAUCGAAUCAGACCGCGAUGCUGGGUGUCCUGAAGAAGGAGGUCGGAGGCUGCCGGAACUGCUGCUCGGAGACCCGUGCGCAGCUGCAAACCACGCGCGCGGAGCUUGCGGAGACGCAGAGGAAGCUGCUGCAGCAGGAGAGCUCCUUGAAUGAACUGCGCGAGCGAGUGACCCGGGACUUGGCCAAAGCAGGCGAGGACCGCGAGAACAUCCGCAGUGAGCUGUUCCGGGCGCUGGAAGCCGCCAAGUUUGGAAACAGUUCCUGCAAGGUGUGUCCCACGUCGUGGCUACCCUUCCAGGGUUCCUGCUACUUUUUUUCGAUUCUGCGGGCCAAGUGGGAGGAGGCGCAGCAGAACUGCGCAGACGCUGGCGCGCACUUGGUGAUUGUCGGGGGACUGGAGGAACAGGGCUUCCUGAGGCGGAAUUCCCGUGGCCAAGAAUACUGGCUGGGCCUCAGGGCCGUGCGCCUGGUGCGUAAAAUCCAGCGCUACCAGUGGAUGGAUGGCGUCCAGCUCAGCUUCAGCCACUGGAGCCAAGGGGAACCCAAUGACGCCAGGGGACGCGAAGACUGCGUCAUGAUGCUGCCUACAGGGCUGUGGAAUGACACACCGUGCAAAGGCGAGAAGGCCAACUGGAUCUGCGAGAAGCGGCACAGCUGCUGACCCCGUCCAGUGCCCUGCCGCCGCCCCUCCCCCUCCCCACCUUGCAACGCACACCACGGUUGAGCGUGGUGCGGCUCCCAAAUACCCUCUCCUGGCUCCCCUCCAGGUUUCCAGGGCCUGAUAUUCUGACUCCACCACCUCUCUCCCUAGCCAUGGACCAGCAAACUUAGGAUGGAGCAGUUGGUUUUUCCUGCGUUUCCCCCCAGACUGGGAAGCCUCAAGGACUCGGGAUUCCUGAGCUGUCUUGGCCAACUUAGGGCGCAUGAAUAAAUAUUUGAGAAAUGAAUCUUG
Messenger RNA from Choloepus didactylus (southern two-toed sloth), 1249 nucleotides. RefSeq names its product C-type lectin domain family 4 member G-like. The coding region runs from base 77 to 958 and encodes 293 amino acids. The record is from RefSeq and is a predicted model, not a curated record. The transcript is spliced from 9 exons. Lineage: Eukaryota; Metazoa; Chordata; Mammalia; Pilosa; Megalonychidae.